This is a messenger RNA of Panicum virgatum (switchgrass), 2238 nucleotides long. Its product is annotated as glucan endo-1,3-beta-glucosidase 14-like. Gene Ontology annotation, biological process: carbohydrate metabolic process. The record is from RefSeq and is a predicted model, not a curated record. The coding region runs from base 813 to 1988 and encodes 391 amino acids. The transcript is spliced from 4 exons. NCBI's taxonomy places the organism in Eukaryota, Viridiplantae, Streptophyta, Magnoliopsida, Poales, Poaceae. Gene Ontology annotation, cellular component: plasma membrane. Gene Ontology annotation, molecular function: hydrolase activity, hydrolyzing O-glycosyl compounds.
GCCGCCUCCUGCCCCUGUACAACUGCUGCCUCCGGUGCCCACCCCGGCCGCUUCCUCCCCUCGGCGUUUUCAAAAAUCAAACUGAAACGGCGAAACCCCCAUCCUCCAUCGGAGAGAGAGAGAGAGAGAGAGGAUGGCCUGAGCAGCGGUUGCGGUUUCCCUCUCCGUCGCUCUCGCCGCCCGCCGCCGCCGGUGUGUCCGGAGCGGAAGGUACGGGCCGACGGCAAGCUCCUCUGCUCCGGCCCCGUUCACCCCCAACCGGCGGCCCCCCUUUGUCAGGUCGCCAAUCCACUUCGCCCUCCCACCCUUUUGCCCCCCGAUCAAUCUCCUUUCUCGCUAAGCAAACCCUCUACUUAACCCCCCCGCCCGGCGCCGGGAGAAAGCUCCCCGCUUUUCGUCCAGGCAUCCUUCCGCCACUUCGCUUUGCUGCUUGUUACUCCUGCGCUGCUACCCGUUCAGCAGGAGUCAAGAUUCCUUCUUUGCCCGCCCUCGUUGGUAGUGGCGGCGGCGGCGGUUGGUAAUUGCGGCGGCAGUGGAGGCUCGGUUUGCGGGAAGUGAGGGAUCCGAGAUUCUUUCCCGUUCUUUGCGAUUCUCUUUCCCGUGCAACAGCUGAAGCGGAGGUGGCGGCGGGGGAGAGCAGCCGCCGGUGCCCGGCCUUGGAGGGGCCUGCCCUGGCGCCACACCCCGGCCCGGAACCGAAGUGUGCAGCAAGGCGCUGCUUGACUGCACCUCUGACGCUACUGGAUCCUGCUGUGGCAGUCUGCUGCUUGGUUCUUGCUCCUCGCUCCUCGCUGAGGGAUUGUGGGACUGCAAUGAUGGUGCCGCGGAUGUUGCUGCUUCUCUGCUUCUUCCUCCUGGCGUUCCCGUCACCUGGUCUGCUAGCGGUUGAAGCUUUUGUCGGUGGUUACGGGAUAAACUACGGGAGAAUAGCAAACAACAUCCCUUCCCCGGAUAAAGUGGUGGAGCUCCUGAGGAAGUCAAAGAUAAGGAAUGUCAAGAUAUAUGACUCGGAUCACAGCGUUCUCGAUGCUUUCAAAGGGUCCGGGCUCAACCUGGUCAUUGCAAUCCCCAAUGAGCUCGUUAAGGAUAUGGCUGCAAAUGAGAGCAGGUCGAUGGACUGGCUGAAUCAGAAUGUGAAGCCUUAUCUCCCUCAGACGCGCAUUGUUGGGAUCACUGUGGGAAACGAGGUUCUGGGAGGCCAAGAUCAGAGCUUGUACCAGCCGCUUGUUGAUGCUUUGAAGAAUGUGUAUAAUGGACUUAAGAAGCUCCACUUGGAGAAAGAAAUUGAGCUUUUCACACCUCACUCAGAAGCUGUUUUUGCUACUACUUAUCCACCCUCUGCAUGUGUCUUCAAGGAAGAACUCAUGCCAUACAUGAAACCUCUCCUGGACUUCUUUGCAAUGAUUCACUCGCCUUUCUAUGUCAACGCUUACCCCUUUUUGGCUUACAUAAGUGAUCCAGAACAUAUUGAUAUCAAUUAUGCUCUCUUUAAACCCAAUAAUGGAAUUGUUGAUCCGAAUACCAGCCUGCACUAUGACAACAUGUUUGAUGCUCAGAUAGAUGCAGCUUAUGCUGCUCUACAUGCCGCAGGCUAUGAUGACAUGGAGGUUCGGGUGGCCGAGACUGGCUGGGCAUCUAGUGGAGAUCAAAAUGAAGCAGGAGCUUCAUCUGAGAAUGCAAGGACAUAUAAUUUCAAUCUCCGUAAAAGGCUUUUCCUUAGGAAGGGAACUCCUCUGAAACCAAAAAGACCAGUGAAAGCUUAUAUAUUUGCUUUGUUUAAUGAGAAUCAGAAGUUUGGACCUGGCUCCGAGAGGCACUAUGGACUGUUCCUUCCAGAUGGAAGGAUUUCAUAUGACAUUGGCAUCUCGGGUUUACUGCCUUCAUCGGCAUCCUCAUCCAUGCUGUCCAUGAAGAAAAUUCGAGCUGGGGGUUGGAUUUUACACUAUUUGGCUACAGUUCUUUUAUAUAUUUUCAUUUUUUGGCCAUAGUGACUUGAGGAAGGCAUAGCAAAUCUGUAGUAAAGAUCCACCAGGUGAGCAUCAGUUACUGCUGAAGGAUGAAGCAAUCAUAUCUUAGAAAUAUGCCCAUCAACCUGGGUUUUUUUUAACAAGGUCUAGUGCUGUAGUGGUCACUCCUUUCAUUUCCCCCAGUGUCCUUUUCGCAUUCCUCUUUUGAUCUUUGCAUAAAGAAGAAUAUAUAUCAAGAUAAAAAAAGUAAAGGGAAACUUUUGGCAUAUCC